GAUUCAAGUUUGUUAAUUAACCUAGUUUAGACCUACAAUCGUAAAAAAGUGAGAUAAAAGUUUGUGGAAUAACGAAAGUAACGGUGAUCGUAGAAAUAAUGUCCACAAAAAUGCGCGUUAUACGAUUUUUGUGGUUUCUUGUAUUCGUGGGGUCUACUUGCUGUGCGCCACUAGAUACAACAGCCGAAGACCAGGAGUUAAAUGAUCCAAUUGCUAGUCCACUCGAGCAAGCCGGUGGCUAUUUUCAAGGUGACAUAAUUUUAACAGCAGCUCAAGAAGAUACCCUUAAAACCGGCAAAACUUCCUUGAUCGGUGCAACCUACCGAUGGCCGAGUAACACCGUGUAUUAUACAAUCGAUACCAACGCGUUCACACUGUUCCAACUGAAUUCCAUCAAAUCAGCGUUACAGCAAAUUAUGCUCAUUAGUUGUGUGAAGUUUGUUGAGCGUACCACUCAAACGGAUUACGUUAAGGUGACGGGCCAGUACACCGGUUGCUGGUCCCAUCUGGGCCGUCGUGGAGGAAUGCAAAACGUGAACUUACAGCCAAACGGAUGCAUGAGCCGCGGCACCAUUAUGCACGAGUUCCUGCACACGUUGGGAUUCGUCCAUAUGCAGAGUGCUUCGGAUCGUGAUUUCUACGUACAAAUCAAUUGGUCCGCUAUUCAAGCGGGCAAGGAGAGUAACUUUGACCGGUACUCAUCUGCCAUAAUUGACGAUUUUGGUGUUCCCUAUGACUACGAUAGUGUCAUGCAUUACGGAGCAACAGCGUUCAGUACUUCUUCAGCCGCCACGAUUAUUCCGUACGAAAGUGGAGUCACCAUCGGCCAGCGAGUCGGUAUGAGCUACAAGGACAUCAAACGCUUGAAUCUGCUGUAUCCUGAUUGUGGCUAAAUGAUUGGUGAAACAACGGUUGCUUCCAUAACGACGAAAUGAUUGUAUAAAGCUAUCGAUCAAAAGAUUGCAAUUUUAAUUCGUGAUUUCCUUCAAAUACGUGCCGUUUCCGAUUCUGAACUUCUUUCAGAUUUUUUAAAUACAACAAUAAUAACGUACACACUUAAUUUAUUUCGGCAUAUUUCCCAACAGCUGAUUGAGCUCGGCGAAGUUUUUAACAAAUGUCAGCAAUAUAUUUCGACGAACAUUCAGCAAAUAUAUCGAUUUACCGUAAACCAGCAAGUAUUGACAUUUUAUUUGCCGAAGUUCUUGGGAAUUCUGCCGAAAAUUUGUAGAACAUUUCGCUGAAUUUAUCAGCUGUUUAGCUCUCGGCAAUAAGUUUUAGUGUGUAAGUGAAGUUCUCAACAAUUACAGCAAUUAUAGAUUGUCAACUACUAUUUAAAAAUAAACAGAGAGAAAAGCUUUAUAGAUUCUUAGAUUUUUUUAACUUCUUAGAAUACUGUGAUGUAAGAAACCCAAGAAAUUUCAGAAAAUAUAUAAGAACAUGCAAAACUAUUCAAAAGACCAUAUUACAAAUCCUUUUUUCUAUUUUAAAAGUAUAAGCAGUAGUUAGUAUAAACUAACAAAUCAAACGCGACAGUAGGGCUAUGUCGAAAAAAAAAGAAUCAAGCAAACAGUGUUUUAGUUCGGUUUUGGAAAACUAAAGAUGAAAAACAAGUCUGAAGAAAGGAAUGAAAAAUGCAUCGGAUAGUAGAACAGCUUUCG
Molecule: messenger RNA, 1658 nt
Organism: Wyeomyia smithii (pitcher-plant mosquito)
Lineage: Eukaryota; Metazoa; Arthropoda; Insecta; Diptera; Culicidae
Product: zinc metalloproteinase nas-13-like
Exons: 4
Coding region: 99-893 (264 amino acids)
Biological process (GO): proteolysis
Molecular function (GO): zinc ion binding; metalloendopeptidase activity
Source: RefSeq, a predicted model, not a curated record